ACUAGAAGUAAUUAAAAAUAUUUUCCUCUGAGUGAAACUCUUUAUAAAGCCCGCUCUGCUCUCCUCCGCCAACUGAACCUUUAUUUAAGUUGACUCGGUCCAAUCGCUUCGCGCCAUUUGUCGUUCAUGUGAAUCCAAGAUGGCGGCAUGAACUGCAAAUCGAGGGUUCCAAAGUCUUAUUUUAGAAAAAUUAGUCCGUUAGUCUUAAUGUUCUUAGAGAGGUGUGGUUUGUUAUGGAGUUACUUGAGGGCCUGAGGCAAAGAAAAGGGUCUGUUAAUGGAGGGAAAGGCGCGAAGAAAGUUGAGGAAAUAAAAUCUUGCGAUCAAAAGGACUUUAAGGAAGUGUCAGCUGAGGCAAGGCGAACUGAUUUGGAACCUGGAACUUACUGGCUGACGAGGAUCGUGUUUCUGAGGUCACUUGGCUUUAUUUAUUGUAAGUUGUUUCAACUACUCACUUAUGUGAUUAACAAAAUUUGAAAGAAACUUGAUUUUUAGAAAGUAUUUCCAAGAUUUAAGUUUGGGAUAUGCAUACUUUAUUGUUGUACGGGGAAUGAAUUCAAAAGAAAAAAUCUAACCGUCAUCAUUCCCGAAAACAGGUCCAGAAGUUCAGUUUUAGGCCCACAUGUGAAGUGCUGGACUGUAGAAUUGUAGACUUGUACAUGUUCAUUAAAACAGCUGAUGUGAUCAGUACAAUGGAUGUCUGAUCAAUUUAAAUGACCUAAGUUUAAGUACCUCGGUUAACCCUUUAACUCCCAGAUCAAAUUUGUAACUCUCCUUACUGUCAACCAUACAAUUCUUUUAAUGUUAGUUCAGAGAAUUUAGUAUUGUAUCAACCAAUGAUCCCCAAAUUUAUAUUUUUCUUAAUUCUCAUCACUUAUCUGGUUGAUAUUGUAUUCAUUUUUGACAAUUGUAAGGAGAAAUUCUGUCUCGGUUCCUCAUGGGAGUGAAAGGGUUAAAAGACAUGAUUAUGGUUUCUCCUCGCAUACAUUCAUGGGAACAAAAUCCUAUCAUUGUGGUAGGUCUGAGAAUGCCAAUACAUUGGUAUUUUUAAACUAUAGAUGAUGAAAUACUUGUGGGUUUCUCCUGUGGUGUCCAAUUUACAGAGCACAUGCAAUAAUAUUCCUUUGUAAUUGUUAUAAAAAUAAUAUACUAGUCAUUUGUGGUAUCAAAACACCUUUAAGUCGAUGAUCAAGUUCAAGAGAUUGGUCAAUUUGAUCUCUGAAUUUUUUUAAUGGACAGUUUCCUCUUCUUAUUUUCAGUUGUGGCUUUUGCAGUUGCCUUGAAUCAAAACAAACAGUUGCUAGGAAAAAAUGGGCUUCUUCCAUCAGACUUAUAUCUGAAAAAAAUUGAUGAACAUUUUGAUGAUGCUGGGUGGACAAAAGUCCUUCAUGUUCCAACCUUGUUACUCUUCACUGACAAAACCAAGAUUGACGAGCAUUUGGACAUUUUGGCAUAUACUGGGAUGUUCUUCUCAGGACUCAUCCUACUAUCAGGAUGUGCAAACAUGAUUAUUAUGGCCUUACUGUGGGUUCUCUAUCAUUCUAUUGUCAACAUUGGGCAAAGAUGGUAAGUGUUUGAUAGGGUGUCUUGUCCCUGUCAACUUUUAAUGAGUCAAAGACAUGAGAUGCUUAAAAAUAUUAGAAGACGAAUCCAAAUAUCACCAAAUGCAUCCCGAAGAGUGGAGAUGAAAAACACAGACUCAUUAGCUACAGGGUUUUAUAAUGACACAACAACAAAUUCUCAUGACUGAUCAACAAGAAGAUACAUAGCAGCUUAGAAGGAGAAGUACAGUUUAGAUAUUGGAAGACAAAGGGUUUAACUGAGGUGUUUUAAACAAGGCCAUGAAUAAUUAUAAUGAAAUUUACCUGUGACUGCAAGUAAGGAUGGUAUUAAAGAUGAAAACUUAUAUUAAAGUUCAUAAUUGCGAGCACAAUUUUUUUUUUUGUAUAUCAGUUACCAUGGGACUGCCUGGUAAACAAACCUUGCAUUACAAAUACCCAAUCAAGCUUAAUUUUAAAAUCAACACAAAUGAUUGUUGGUAGAUUUUCAUACAUUUAUCAUUUGUAAAUCUAAAUGUUUUUCUAUUACUUUGUUGUUGUAGGUACUCAUUUGGUAAGUGUAAUCACAAUACAUAUUUUUUGUGUGGAUUUUUAGAACAUAGCUGGUUUUGUAGAAUAUAGUUGGUUUUGCAUUUUAAAUACAAACUAAUUUCUUUUUCAUUGUAGGUUGGGAAUCGCAGCUUCUUGAGACUGGUUUCCUAGCCAUCUUUUUGUGUCCAGUGUUUAAAUUACAGCAAGUACCCAGUUACACACCAACACCUCUGGUGGUUGUGUGGGGAUACAGAUGGCUUAUCUUUCGCAUUAUGAUUGGUGCUGUAAGUUUUGGCAAGAAGUAUUGAUUUAACUAGUUAUAAUGUAUUGUUUCAUUAAAUAAAUAUAAAUGAUAUUGAUUAAGCUUCCAUAGGCAGAGCUCUGACCUAACCCUAGGUAUAGGAAAACUGUCAGCAAUAGUGUUGAACUUCAGUUGUGAACAGCAUCUUCAGAUGUAAGAAUUUUUACAGUAGAUAAAUUCCGAGGUGCUCAGGACAAAACAGAAAAUAUAUGCAAAAGCAAAAAUUCCAAAGCACUAACCCAAGGUACCUGAUUUCAAACUUGUAAAGGAAGGAUCAAUGAUAGGUUCCCUUGGAGUAUAUUAAUUUGUAAUUCUAAUAUUGCAUGCUUUUUAUCAUUAAGGGACUGAUCAAGAUAAGAGGUGACCAAUGCUGGCGGGAUCUGACAUGUAUGAACUAUCACUAUGAGGUAAUUAAUUUUGAUGACCUUCCAUUAACUGGAAGAGUGGAUGUAAUCCUAAAAAAAUCUUCAUCCAAUCUUUGACAGACUCAGCCAGUGCCAAAUCCUGUGAGUUAUUUUAUGCACCAGUCUCCAGAGAUAUUCCACAAGAGUGAAACUUUGGUCAAUCAUUUCAUUGAGUUGGUGGUUCCAUUUUUCAUCUUUCUGACAAGAAGAUUUCGAAUUUGGUGUGGCAUUUUACAAAUUCUUUUUCAGGUGAGUUUUCUGUAUUGUCAACUUUUCAUUCCCCUGUCCCAUAAGAUGUUAAACAUUUUAGGAGCAAGGAACUGAAAAUAAACUUAGUUACCCUCAAGGAUUUUAACUCUGACUCUGAGCUUCAGGGAAUUCACUGGCAAGCUAGACCAUGCUUCAGAUUCAUUUGUGACAAUCCUCUUAGAUACCACUAGGAUCAUAACUGUUAUAAGUCUGCUAAUUUUCAUAGCCUGGUUAUUUUAAGAAGAGAAAAUUUGAACAUAUUUUGUCCCAGUGAUAAAUCUAGGUUUGGGGUUCAAACUCCUUGACCCACUUCCCCUCCCCCCUGGUAUUUUUUCUACUUGUCUGAAAUCACAAUUCUUCCAUAAAAAAAACUGUUGUUACUCAACCAGAAGUAUUUAAACUUUACAUACUGUUAAGUAUUUUUUUAGCUUCUUUAGACUUAGGGGUUAAAAAUACUGCUGUGUUUUCUGAAUCAGAGUUUGGACCCAUGCUGUUAAAAAAUUACAGGAUCUGCUGAGGCUAGUGAGUUUCAUUAUGGUCAUAAUUAAAUUUUUGAUCAGCCAUUGAGGUCGUUGUGUUGUUUACUCCUGUUAAGCUAGGUUAUUUUGAUCAUCAGUGGCAACCUGAGUUUCCUAAACUGGCUGACCAUUCUUCCCAGUCUCCUGUGCUUUGAUGACAAAAGCCUGGCUUUCUUGUUCUCUUCAUCAUCAGCCAAGAGAGAAGUGAUUAGAAUACAGCAUCUCCAAAAGACUGAUGCAACUGCAUCAAAACCCACCUGGGGUAUGUACAGGUCUAGACAGUCUUGAAAUAAUCGGUUUGUUUUACAUGAGAUAGUAGCUGAAAUAAUCGGUUUGUUUUACAUGAGAUAGUAGCUGAAGAGCUCUGACGAAAUCAACGUAGUCUAAUUGGCCAAUCAGAAGGAAGGAAUACCAAAAGCAGCAAAUGAGAACUCAAAGUACAUCCGGCCAAACUACCUAAAGCCCGGGAAAACGUCGGCGACCAAGCCGUGAUUGGUUGAGAGAGUUAGGCGAGUUUUCUGGACCAAUCACAGAGCGAGAUAAAGCAAAAACGAAGCAAUCCAGAAUUACUUUGGACACUCAAUCGAAUUUAUUAAAAAGCUUACUCGGCAAAUCAGUCUCUCUCGUCUGCUGUUGGAAAGUCAAAAUAUACAGUGUGUCUAUAAGAGCAAACAUUUGAGAAAAUGUGUGAAAAAUUAGUUGUACGUGGUACGAAUCAAUUGUUUGUUUAUUUGUUUCUUUGCGGCUUGUCUUUGUUUGUAGGUCUUUGUGUUCGUCGUGUGUUUGAGCUCAUGCUUGGAUUCGUGUUAGCUUAUCUUAGUAUCCCUGUGGUGCAGAAUCUUCUGUCCUCUCGACAAGCCAUGAACACAUCGUUCGACUCUUUCAGGAUUGUGAACACUUAUGGCGCCUUUGGAAGGUACUUUAAGUAACACAAAAUUCAAAACCUUGUAAGCCAGGUAUUGUUCACUGCAUUCAAUUCGUUUUGUCUCAAGCGUAGAACUAGCGGGCUUUCAAAUUUCAUAGCUCUCGAUUUUUGUCUUAUAGACAUGUAUCUUAUGUCAAUCUCCAACUUUUUUAUCAAUUCGGCAAUGUAAACAAAUUUGCUCUUAAAAGGUCAAAACUAGUCCAGUGUAAGGAUCACAGAGGUUUGUUUCUACGCUUUGCCAACGCCCUGAUUCAUCCACACGGGCUCUGAUUGUAUUCGACUUUCCACUCUUUGAUUUUCCCUCUCGUUAAUUCACUUGUAGACUUGUAAACUGAACUGAAUUUUGCUGACAUCUGAUUGGCUGGAGGGACAUGCGAAGCAAAACACACAAACUCAAUAGCAAAUUAGUUUCUUCACAAACCUAAAAAUUUGGUUACAGCGCGAGUGUUGGAUUCGUAAUAUAUGAAAUCGUGUUUCCUUUCCCUAGUGUAACAAAAGAAAGAACCGAAGUGAUCUUCCAAGGUACUAGAAAUUUGACAGUAAUACCGGAUGAAGAAGGCGGGAUCUGGGAAGAAUAUCAGUUUAAAUGCAAACCAGGUGACCCCCGCAGGCGGCCUUGUCUCAUUUCACCUUAUCACUACAGACUGGACUGGCUCAUGUGGUUUGCAGCUUUUCAGGUUAGUGUUAAAAAUGGCUCGCCUGUUAGAAAUAAUAUAAGUCAGAGGCCUAAAUACGAAGACGCCGCCAACGAUCCGAACAGUGAAAAAGACAAGGCUAUAUAUUCAGUGGUAGCAGUUUUUUUUCUUCAAAUAGGAAUCAGAGAACUGCAAGAAAAGCCUGGUAAAAUGCUUGGAAUAACCUGGUAGAGUGAGGCAUCCCAUCCAGCGGGGAGUAGUAAUACUCCUUGGCGUAUCUUGUUUGAAAACCGGAAUGAGCUCCACCUGGAUGGGCCACUUGGCUACAGUGCAGGCUUUACUUCCUUUUUUGCUUUUGUUUUAGAUUUACUUCACUCUGUGAUUGGUCUAGAAAAUUCACGCCACCCCCUUAACCAAUCAGAUGCAAAACUAAAACCAAUCAAAACUUGUUCGCUCGCGUUUAACCACGCUUUAGGCAGUUUGGUUGUUUUACUUGGAGUUCUCAUUGGCUGCUUAUGGUAUUUCCCUAAACGCAAACCUAAUUCUGUUUUUCAGAACUUUCAGUACAACCCUUGGCUGAUACACCUGGCAGCUAAACUUCUUGUUAAUGAUGAACAGGCCACUUCAUUGAUAGCUCACAACCCAUUCUCUAAUGGUACUCCUCCGUUGUAAGUAUUGCAUAGUGAUGCUAUCUUUGUUGUUGUUUAGUUUGGUUGUAAUAUUAUUGUCACUAUUGUCGCUAACUCAUACUAGCGCAUUUGGAAAACGCGUGCGACUUGUUCAGCAGAGAAUGGUCCAACGAGCUAUUGGCGUUCGUCGCUUUCCCCGCCCCAUCCUUUCGUCGUCUAUUCAAUCCGUGAGCCUUACACGACACUGUUCACAUUCAGACUCGAUCCCAGUCACUUCUUCGAAGAGUUGGUCAAAUGCGCAUGACGUGAGGGAAGGUCUAAAGUAUUUGCGUCCUACACAACACACUGUGCAAGUUUUGCGAUGAAGUAAUUUCUGCUCAGUCUUCCGUUACUUUCGAAAAAUGGUUACGGAUGGACAAGGGACGAGUCUAAACCCAGACUAAUCGAUUUACUUUGAAACGUGUCUGUCGCCUUAUGGCCCAACCAACCUGCUCUGUCUUCCGUUACUUUCGAAUAAUAAUUAGGGAGAGUUUGGGGACGAGUCUGGACCCAGACUACUCGAUUUACUGUAAAACGUGUCUGUCACUUAAUGGCCCAACCUUCUGAGCGCGUCACCCACCACAGGCUGUACAACCCUUGGGUCUAAAUGAAGCUGAAUUCCUUUACUUUUGUUUUUUCUUCCCUCGCUAGAGUUAUUCGUGGUGAACGCUACCUAUAUAAAUUCACAAGAAUUGGGAGCGAAGAAGCACGUUCUGGACUCUGGUGGAAACGGACUAGAGUUGGGCCAUACUUUCCACCACUGGAAAUAACUUCACGAGCUGUUCGGGACUACUUGAAAUCUCACGGGUGGAGGGUGCCGAAACUAAAGAAGACGAACAAUGCCCCAAGAACUUGACUUUAACAGAACUGCAUAUGAUCUAUCCUUUAACAUGAACCUGUUAUACAUGAUACUAUCAAGGUCGUAAAGUACGGGUUUGUACUUUCUCUCUGAGACUUUGCGACUUUCUUUUUCCAGCUCCUCUCUGUUAAGAUUUAUGGAAACAAGUGGACUUAUUUGAAAAAAUUUACGAGUUAGUAAAAAAUUAAGAUUAUUUAGAUGUAGGAUUUGUUCUGCGAUAGCGACGCUGCAACAGGUAGCAGUAGCGUGUUCGCUUCGAGCGGUGAUUUUUAAUCCAGUCAUUUGAGGAACACCUCGUCGUACGAGAGCCAAUAAAAUAACAAAGACGAAAAUGUUGAAUACCGUUAAACCAAUCCGUAAACUUCGGCCAACUUUCUCCCGCUCCAUUUGAACGCCAGUAACAAAAGGUAAGUACUUUUCAAAGAGCUCGUGACCACAGAAUAUGAGUAAAUAAGUUUAUUCACUAAACUCAAGCGCCAGUGAGCCUAAACGAAAUACUUGAAUUGAAAUGGUUACCGCAUGAAUCUUUCACGAUACGGAACCUUAUAAAAAUAGCUAUCAUAUUAUCAUUACAAAAAUACCUUUCGAUUGACAAACUGUG
Molecule: messenger RNA, 7249 nt
Organism: Pocillopora meandrina
Lineage: Eukaryota; Metazoa; Cnidaria; Anthozoa; Scleractinia; Pocilloporidae
Source: the annotation of a GenBank genome assembly